Colletotrichum scovillei is the source of this 1161-nucleotide messenger RNA. Its product is annotated as Pex2/Pex12 amino terminal region. Bases 1 to 1161 code for a protein of 386 amino acids. The transcript has 2 exons. Gene Ontology annotation, molecular function: zinc ion binding. The record is from RefSeq and is a predicted model, not a curated record. Gene Ontology annotation, biological process: protein import into peroxisome matrix. Gene Ontology annotation, cellular component: peroxisomal membrane. Lineage: Eukaryota; Fungi; Ascomycota; Sordariomycetes; Glomerellales; Glomerellaceae.
AUGACCUCCCCAUCACCAUCACAACCAUCCUCCUCCUCCGCGCCAUCGACCCUCCCCUCCUCACCCUACCCCUACGCCUCCGCCCCAGACAUCAUCCGCGCCCACCAGAAAGACGCCUACUACAAAGGCCACCUCUCAAACACCCUCACCUCCCUCCACCGCCUCCUCCUCGGCGCCCGCUCCGCCCACUCGGCCACCGCCCUCCACAGGCUCCUCGCAGACACCCUCUACCUCGGCCUCACCACCCUCCCCGGCAACCGCACCCUCGGCGAGGAAUACUGCGACCUCGUCCAGCUCCACGUCGGCGCCGCCGGCGACGACACCGACGACCCCUCCGGCGCCCUCCCCACCUUAGCCCGCCGCGCAUCCUACAUCGCGACAUCCGUCCUCCUCCCCUACGUCGCAGGCCGCGCCCUCCCCACCCUCCGCGCCCGCCUCCGAACCCUCCUCGAGCCAAAGGACGCAAUAAAAGCCUACCUCGCCACGAACCUCCCCUCCCUCACCUCCGCGGCGCCCAUCCACGCAGCGACCCUCGCAAUCUUCUACUUCACGGGCACCUACUACGAGCUCGCCAAACGCGUCCUCGGCCUCCGCUACGUCUUCACCCGCCGCGUCCCCGACUCCCCCGACCGCGCGGGCUACGAGGUCCUCGGCGUCCUCCUCGUCGCCCAGCUCGCCGUGCAAUCCUACCUGCACAUCCGCUCCACAAUCUCCGACGCCGCCGCCGCCGCGGCGGCAGCAGCAGCGCGCAUGCGGUCCAACAGCUCCUUGCUAGACGUCUCCCUCGACGCAAACGCCUACGCCGCAAACACGGGUCUCCUCCUCACGGAAACAGGAACGCCAGGCGGCAACGGCGCAGGGGGCAGCAAAGUCGACAUCUCGGCCGUCACACACACGCCCGUGAUCCCCUCGGCAGACGCCUCCAGCGAACCCGGCGCACGCUUUGAUUUAAGCGACGAGAAGACAAUGGCCUACAUCUCGGGCGCCGCGCAGCGGAAAUGCACACUCUGCCUCGAGGAGCUCAAGGACCCGUCCGCCACGCAGUGCGGACACGUGUUUUGCUGGACGUGCAUCGGGGACUGGGUACGCGAGAAGCCAGAGUGUCCGCUGUGUAGACGGGAGGCUAUGGUGCAGCAUAUCCUACCGCUGCGGAUUGCUUGA